Messenger RNA from Amphibalanus amphitrite, 1548 nucleotides. RefSeq lists its product as uncharacterized. The coding region runs from base 1 to 1548 and encodes 515 amino acids. Gene Ontology annotation, molecular function: RNA-DNA hybrid ribonuclease activity; nucleic acid binding. Lineage: Eukaryota; Metazoa; Arthropoda; Thecostraca; Balanomorpha; Balanidae. The transcript has 2 exons. The record is from RefSeq and is a predicted model, not a curated record.
AUGGUACUCCUCCACUUCGGGGAACACUGCAAGAACCUGCGCCGGAAAGUGAAGCCCAGGACGGCUCAGCUGAGGAAGCUGACCGGUCGCAGCUGGGGCCUCCAGGAGGCGCAACUACGGACCGUUGCCAACGGAUACGUUCGGGGCGCCCUGGAGUACGCGGCAGCAGCGUGGCUCCCGGCGGCGUCUGAAGCUCACGUCGAGCUGAUCGAGCGGGAGCUGCGAGCGGCGGCCCGUGCGGUCACUGGCUGCACGGCCUCGACCCCGACCGCGCCGCUGAUGGCCGAGGCCGGCAUCCCGCCGGCGCGAGUACGAUGCCCGGCGCUGGCCGCCCGCAUGGUGGGCCUGGCCGCCUCGCUGCCCGGCGACGACCCGCUCCACGCCGUCGGGGAGAUGCACGUCGCGCCCCGCCUGAGGACGACCACCGGAUGGCGUGAUGUCGGCCACCGCGCCCUGGCUUGGACAGGCGCGGCCGACGUCAAAGUGGAAGGACGCCCUACAAAGACUAUCCCACCGUGGGACCACCAUGGAGAAGCCGUGACGUUCUGCCUGGACGUCGGCCCCGGCGGCCAGAGAGCGGCCCCUGCGCACAUACGGAGGGGAGCGGCAGAGGCCACAUUGGAACAUCUGCCGCCCCGCACCACCUGGAUAUGGUCGGACGGCUCGGCGGAGGGAGGCGUCUCCCAAGGCGGGGGCGGUGCCACCAUCACCUUCCCGUCGGGAGAGACUCGGGAGGUCCGAGUCCCAGCGGGCCAGCUCUGCUCCAGUACGCGGGCAGAGCUGUGUGCCCUGAAGGCGGCCCUGAACGCCAUCCGAGACGCCGACGCCGACAUCGCAGACGACCCAAUAGUCAUCUGCACCGACUCCCAGGCCGCCCUGAGGAUGCUGGAGAGCGGCGCCUCCUCCCAGACGACUCACCUAGGGAUCUCCAUCUGGGAGGACCUACUCGCUCUCUCCAGCCGAGGGUCACCGAUCCGCCUCCAGUGGGUCCCGGCGCACUGCGGCCUGCGGGAAAAUGAGAGGGCCGAUGAGCUGGCCAAGGAGGCCUCCGGCCUACCCCAGGAGGCAGCAGCAACAGACGUGAGGACGCUAACGAAGGCCGUCGCACGCUGCGCCUCCCACCGCUGGCGGCAGGAAUGGCCGUCCAGCUUCUUCAAGGACAUCAUGCGGGACCGUAUGCCGGCUCCGCUCAACAACCUCGACCGGGAUGCCGCCGUCAACGUCCACCAGCUGCGGGCCGGGCACUGGGGUCGCUCGGAGCAGUAUGUGCACUGUAUCGGGCGGCGCCCCAUCCCGACCUGCCAGCAGUGCAACCUCAAGGCGUGCCCCGCAGCCCGCUGCAUCGUGUGCAGAGAGGGCGCCGACACCCCGGAGCAUGUGUUGCUCAGGUGCCCGUGCCUGGCCGGCGCCCGCCUGCGACUGACGGGCAACAUCCACAUCCGACCAGAGCAGCUGAAGGACGGCGAGCUGGUGGCGGCCUUGGCCGCCGGCUACCUCCGCCACAAGGAGCCCCUCACGGGGUUACAGGCCGGCCCCAGCCGGCCCUGA